AUGAGUCAAUCCCAAAAUGGACGAAAUAACGGUCGACCACCCGGCAUGGGGGGAUCCGUCAAAAGAGCGAGGGAGUUAGCUGAAGCGGGUGCGCCGAGGAGGAAUAUAUCAGCUUUUCCAGAGCCUCCGAUAAGACGGCCUCAGGCGCCACCUGGGAUGCAGUUUAGGGAUGGACAGGGUCAGAUUGGAAUGGCGAUAUCGAGACCGACACCACUUCCGCAGUGGCCGCUGGGUGGACCUAUAUCAGCACCGCCUGCUGCCGAUUCGGAGCCAUACCGACCGCCACCCGGAAGAUCACAACCACCUCAACGCCCUCCACGGCCUAGCAGAGUACCUUCGAUUUUGGACGGCUCUCAUUUACAAGAACCCACGCCCAUCUUCCAGUCCAUACCUCAGAACGCUAGAGAAUCAGAGCUGUCAGCACCCGAUACGAUACAAAGCACGUCCUCGAGGCAAUCAACUAACUCUUCGGUUGGAACCAUCCCGGAUUUUCCAUUACCGGUUGCUGCGCCUCCGCUGCCGCCACCAUCUAGAAGAAGCGUGAAUCUGGGCCCGCCACCGUCUUCAAGACGAGGAGCUUCAUCGUUUUAUUCGACCGCGUCGUUCGUAUCGCCAAUCCCAGAAGAGAGUCCUAGAACACGGUCACAUACGUCCUACGCAUCCAGUGCGGCAAUACCGGAAAGCUUUGGUAGUUUAUCACCGGUAGUGUACAGUCCGAACGCGGCGUCUAUCGAUAGUACGAUUGCAGAAGAGUCUGUCAUUAGUGAUGACGCAGAUGACAGCCGUCUAGUGAGUAGUGCAAGCAUAGGAAAAAGAGGAAGACCGGCUCUAGUAACUACAGGAAGUGCGGAGAAGAGGGAUUCGACGUCGCGACCGGCGCCGAUGCCUAUCCAAGGUGGGCCAUUCCGAGAUGGCACUGGAUAUAUCGAUGGCUCAUCAAGUUCAUCUGGAAAUGUUUCAAGAGAAGCCGUUGGUACCGCGUUGACUGCGGAUAAUAUGUUGAGUGCUUUCGAGGGUGCCAGUGCCAUGGAUCCUUCGUCAAUACGAAGAGCUACUCCUUCGCCAAGGCCGGCUAGGUUUUCCGCUAUUCGACGACCGCCGCGCUUGGAUAUGGAUGCAGUGAGAGCAGCUGAGGCUAGAGGGAGCUUGACGAGUCUACCAGAUUUAAUUCGACGGGCAACAAGACUGGCGGCGUUGAUGGAGAGGGGCCGUAGACCAGCGAGUCGUUUUGACGAACUCGACUUCCCAGAAGAGGUCUACGGUAAUGAAGCUGACAAGGACCCUUCUUAUGAAACGAGGCACCAGUCCGGCUUGUCUGAUAUGCUAGCAGCAUUUCCGCCCCCUGCAAGUCGAAAUGGAAAACGCCAAAGCAGAGCAUCAACGGCUUGGCCGUUAGGACGAAGGUCCUUCCGUGGCCCCCCUGCAUCAACAGAGCAAACCGUGGAUUCAGAGACGGGGUCGAAAAAGAAGAAGAAGCGUCGUUGUUGCGGGUUGCCAUUUUGGACUUGUUUCGUAUUACUCAUCAUCUUGUUGGUGAUAAUAGCAGCUGCAGUUGUGAUCCCGGUCAAACUCCUCGUCAUCGACAAGUCGGCGGCGAAGAGCACAGCACAGCCGGACAUCUCAGAUUGCGAGGCGCAAUUAACUUGUGCCAACGGCGGCACGAACAUUGACCUACAGGGCGUCUGCUCGUGCAUAUGUUCGAACGGAUUUACCGGCGCAACCUGCACGAUUCCUACUUCGCAAGGCUGCACUACAACAUCAAUCAGCACGUCAGGUUCCAAUAUCAACAACGUUACCAUCGGCCAGGCAAUACCUCGUCUCAUCCAAAACGCUCAGACUAACUUUUCAGUCCCUCUCAUCGCCACCGUAAUACAAUCGAAAUUCAACAAAGAAAAUCUUUCCUGCAACACGGAAAAUGCAUUGGUCACCUUCGAUGGACAGUCACUUCGAACUCAGGACGCCUCGGCCGAGGUAUCUGAUCUGAGCUCGGAUUCAGAACUCGCACAGGCUGCUGUAGUCGCGGCUGCCGUGCCAAUUACCCUUAGCGUGUCUCCGGAUAUCGACAUCACGUUGACAAUUGACAAUCCGGAAGGCACCGGUGGAUUUUCUGGGAGCUUUAUAGUGACAACCUUAACAGCGCCAACUACAAUUUCCGGUUCUACGAUCUUUGCUACAACCAUAUCAGGUAGUAGCAACUCCAAACGAUCAUCUCCUACUCCGGUUCCGACGUCGGCCCCGGCCAUCACAUCGGAACUAACGACCAGUUCAAUCAGCCCAAGUACGACGGCCAUGCCGACCUCCACCUUCAAGGUGACUGAAGAAAUUGCCGACUUUGCUCGCGUAGCAGUCCUGUAUAUCUUUCAGGAAAAGACCCUAGCCGAUGCAUCGACCGCUCAGACCUCAGUUCAAAGCUUCUUCAGUAGCGUUGAGAGCGAUCGGAAUACAACUUCAUACGUAACGACCAAUCAAGCAACGAACGUCACCGUCGGUGGGGGGAACACGAUUGAUUUCGUGAAUCUAUUCGUCGACGUAGGCGCCGGAAGAGUCGGUGGCCGUACCGGCUGA
Molecule: messenger RNA, 2565 nt
Organism: Annulohypoxylon truncatum
Lineage: Eukaryota; Fungi; Ascomycota; Sordariomycetes; Xylariales; Hypoxylaceae
Exons: 2
Coding region: 1-2565 (854 amino acids)
Source: RefSeq, a predicted model, not a curated record